ACAGGGAGUGGACUUUGCUGAGCAGCAGGCUUCCAACAGCAAGCUUCUGGAUUCUGAAGCUCCGGAGAUCUAACCACAUGACAGAGAGAAGCCCAGAGGAAGUCCAGGAGUCAUCCAGACAGCCAGUAGAAGUACACUAUGCAGGGUGUGGUGGGGGUGAGGCAGGGAGUGUCGUGGAGCCUGUGUGCCCUGCUCUGCCUCUCUUUCUUGGAGCAGAGCCAGUGCAGGGGCUCCAGACAGGCUAGAGAAACCAAGGAAUAUCCCCUGCUCAGGGCCAAACGAACUCCCACAGAAGACAUCAAGAAGUGCUCCUACACCUUUCUGAUUCCCCAGCAGAAGAUCACAGGCCCCAUCUGUGCCAGUGCAACGGGCCCCGAGCCGGACAAGGAGCGUGUGACACGGAUGGACAUAGCUGACGUAAGAGAGGUGCUGUUCAAGCAGAGACGGGAGAUUGAGACCCUGCAGCUGGUGGUGGAUGUGGACGGCAACAUGGUGAACGAGAUGAAGCUGCUCAGGAAGGAGAGCAGGAACAUGAACUCCAGGGUGACCCAGCUCUACAUGCAGCUGCUUCACGAGAUCAUCAGGAAGAGAGACAACUCUCUGGAGCUGGCCCAGCUGGAGAACCGGGUUCUCAACGUCACCUCAGAGAUGUUGAGGCUAGCCUCGCGCUACAAGGAGCUAGAAGGGCGUUUUGCAGCGAUGGCGGGGGUGGUGAACAACCAAUCUGUGCUGAUUGCUGCGUUGGAGGAGCAGUGUCUGCGGACCCUGGGGCGCAGUGAGAUGCAGGUGGUCCCCCCGCUGGUCCAGGUGGUCCCAGAGAACAUCCCCGUCAACAGCCGCUUCACCAACGAGAUACAGAGGGAUCACAACAACCGGGCAUUCCCACGGGGGUCGCGCAUGGACUCCCCCACCGCCUCUCCAUUUGGACUCAACCCGCCGCCACCGCAGGGCACGCUCACCUCAGACGGUCCGUUUAAGGACUGCUACCAGGUGCGCCAGGCGGGCCACAGCACCAGUGGGAUGUACCUGCUGAAGGCAGAGAGUAAUGAACAGCUAAUCCAGGCCUGGUGUGAACACAGCUUAGACAACGGAGGCUGGACCGUGUUACAGAGAAGGAAGGAUGGAUCGGUCAACUUCUUCAGGAACUGGGAGAACUACAAGAAAGGCUUUGGGAACAUAGACGGUGAAUACUGGCUGGGUCUGGAGAACAUCUUUAACCUGGCAAAGCAGGGAGACUACAGGCUGCUGGUAGAGCUGGAGGACUGGGUGGGGAAGAAGGUGUAUGCUGAGUACAGCAGCUUCCGCCUGGAGCCUGAGAGUGAGGGCUUCCGCCUGAGACUGGGCACCUACCAGGGAAACGCUGGAGACUCCCUCAGCAGCCACAAUGGGAAAAUGUUCACCACGCUGGACAGGGACAAGGAUGCUUUCUCAGGUAACUGUGCCCACUUCCAUAAGGGAGGUUGGUGGUACAACGCCUGUGGUCAGACCAACCUGAAUGGAGUGUGGUACAGCGGAGGGGUUUACCGCAGUAAGUUCCAGGAUGGAAUCUUCUGGGCUGAGUACGGAGGCGGAUCGUACUCCCUCAAGUCUGUCCGUAUAAUGAUACGACCUAUCGACUGAGCCUGUAACCGUCUCCACCCCACUAUCUAUGCCAUGACCUUUGACCCAUCCUAAUCCCAACCCGUGACGUCUCAACUUCUCCACCAAGCUACCCAUCAUCUUCUCAUUCUUUUCCUUUCUUACAUUUUUAAGCGGAGCAGAGAAGCUGUUUAACUGUCGAGACCCAAAUCCCAAAUCAAACUGCUUCAUGGAAACCCUGGUUCUUCUUCAGCCUCUCUGAAGGGAAGAUGACACAGCGUUCUGCUAUUGUUUCAACUGUCCUUCUAUUGAGUCCUCUAGCAUGGUCAGACAGCCAUAUGAUAGUGCUGUGAAAGACAGCAGUGGACAGACAAAGUAUGAACUCUAACACAGAGCUAGCUGCCACAGCCUUCUACAACAGUCACUAUGUUAUACUCUGUAUGGUCGCUAUGAAGGUGGUUACAUUAGGAAUUUCAGAUGCUUAUUUCACACGUUGACUGGAAAAUAAAUGGUUAAUUUUGCCGUUUUAUUUUG
Messenger RNA from Oncorhynchus tshawytscha (Chinook salmon), 2112 nucleotides. Its product is annotated as angiopoietin-related protein 1. Bases 139 to 1620 code for a protein of 493 amino acids. NCBI's taxonomy places the organism in Eukaryota, Metazoa, Chordata, Actinopteri, Salmoniformes, Salmonidae. The transcript is spliced from 7 exons. Gene Ontology annotation, biological process: cell surface receptor protein tyrosine kinase signaling pathway. The record is from RefSeq and is a predicted model, not a curated record.